Messenger RNA from Dreissena polymorpha, 1834 nucleotides. Its product is annotated as sulfotransferase 1C2-like. The transcript has 8 exons. The coding region runs from base 93 to 977 and encodes 294 amino acids. Gene Ontology annotation, biological process: sulfation. Gene Ontology annotation, molecular function: sulfotransferase activity. Gene Ontology annotation, cellular component: cytoplasm. NCBI's taxonomy places the organism in Eukaryota, Metazoa, Mollusca, Bivalvia, Myida, Dreissenidae. The record is from RefSeq and is a predicted model, not a curated record.
AUCACAUUCACCUGACAGUACGUAAUACUGAGAACAUUUGGAUUUACCAAAAGAUAAAGCGCUCUAUUAACGAAAUUGACACAACAAUUGGUAUGGAAGCGAAGACAAUCCAUGUUGACGACGGUGUGGGUAACACGUACGACCUCGUGGAGGUUGACGGGGUCACGUUUCCGGACUACUUUACCGACGACCCCAUACAACGGCUGAAAGACGUCCGCGAGAUGGCGGGCCGAGACGAUGACGUCAUAAUUGCAGCGUAUCCUAAAGCAGGUACCCACUGGGUAUGGGAAAUCACGAACAUGCUGCUACGUGGCUCCGCAGAAUAUCACACGUCCAUGAAGGAGGAGUUGAUGCUGGAGCUGACCGGAAGUGACGUCAUUGGGGAGCUCACGCCCCCAAGGGUCUUCAAUUCCCAUCUUAGAUUUAGACAACUUCCGAAGGAGAUGAUUUCGAAGAAUUGCAAGCUGAUUUACGUGACCCGCAACCCCAAGGACAUGGCUGUGUCCCGCUAUUGUCACAACACGAAGAGCGUGCUUGCGUACACGGGCACUUUCUCCGACUAUCUGCGUCUGUACCUACAGGGAAAGGUUGCGUUUGGGUCGUGGUUCGACUACACCCUUGAUUGGCACAGAGCAAUACGGGACAACCAAGGCUACCCAAUAUACACCAUAGUGUAUGAGCUAUUGAAACGAGACCCAUUCAACCAAGUCAAACGGCUGGCAUCGUUUCUUGGGACAAAAACAGACGACACAUUUAUUGAGUCCAUCUGCAAUCAGUGUAGCUUCAGCAAUCUUAAAACCAGCUACGAGAAAGACAAGAAAAUAUUCGGACCGGGGGACCAUCCAUCGAAUUAUUCAUUCAGGAAAGGCGAGGUUGGUGACUGGAAGAACUGGUUUACUGUGGCUGAGAGUGAACAGUUCGACCUGGUAGUGCAGCAACAUCUAGGAGAGUGCGUUCUGGAGUUUGUCUACGAGUAGCAAGAAUAACAAUCGUGCUUAGUACAUGUGCGUAAAGUGUCGUUCCAGAUUAGCCUCUGCAGCCCGCACAGGCUUAUCAGGGACGACAAUUUUCACCUUAUCUUGAUUUUGCUAGAAGAGACUUCCGUUAAACGCAAAAUACCAUAACAGCGGAAAGUGUCGUUCCUGAUUAACCUGUUUGGACUACACAGGCUAAUAUGAGACGACACUUUACGCACAUGUAUUAAGCAGGUUUUCCCAGAUCGCGGUUAAGUUUGUAUACGUGUAGCGAGAAUGAGAAGAUCAAGUGUAAGGGAUGAAAACAUGCCACCAUCAUGACAAGAACUUACAAAGGGUUUUCGUAGUAAUUGCUAUGGUGUAGAUGUAUUAGUUUUUCAAUUGACAAAAAAAUGCUAUAUUUGGAUUCACAUGUUAAAAAACACACCUGCCCUUUUUUGUUUUACUAUAGAACAUUUACUUGUCAAAAUAUUUUGGACUGAACGGCUCUGUCAGUGCUGUUUUACUAAAAUUUAAAAAUCGGAAAAGCCUAGACGGAAAUAGAUUACCAGCGAAGCGAAAGUAAACAAACCAAUCAUGGAGUGCAGUCAGUAUUUACCUAAAAUAUCUAAUAAUAACUCGCUCCUGGAUAACCAGUGCGUGUUAGGCAUCUUACAGAAAGAUUAAUCUGUUUAAAAAUGUGUAUCUAUGUUUCAAUUCGUAUUGAUGAAGCGCUAUUUACACAAAUUUAUGACUGCUUGGUACCGGGUUGAAAUUGGAACUUCUCGAAGAAACAGCUUUUCUUUCAUGAUUACAUGGUUUGCCAUCUGGUAUGGAAUUGAUUUCCUAUUCUUUUUGCAAUAUAUACCAUCUUAACGCUA